AGCCCAAAUUUGCUCCAACGUCUCUUGGUGUUCCACCUCCUUCAGGAUGUGGAGGUUGUUCCUGACCUUGUUUGCUCGGGGGUACUCCGACAACUUCUCUUGCGCAUCAACUGGAGGUUUGGGUCUCCUACAAAAGUCUCCAUCAGUUCAACGGCUCACAGUUGAAGUGGAGAGCAUCGAUCGGGAGUGGGUGGCCGUGGACGGUGGAGCGGACCGUGCCUGCCGUGGGAAGUCUGCUGGAGACAAUCUGGCCUCCUACUUCACGGUGAAUUCGGGCCUGGCGAGUCUCAGCGCCUGCCAAGCGCUCUGCGAGGGGACGGCCAAUUGCCAGGGUGUGGAGUUCCACACCUCGGGGCGCUGUGAGGUGUGGACGCGCCCUGGGGGCAUCGAGGCAAGCAUUAGUCUCUCUGGCUAUUCUUGCUACGCCUAUGCGCUGUCGGAUUUCAUUCCGGCGGACGAUGGCAGCAACCGAGCAUGUCGUGGAGACACCGCCAAUGACGAUCAAGCCAGCUACUAUCAGGUGACCUCGGUUUCUUCACUGGGCGAGUGCAAAGAGCUGUGCCGAAGCAAUGUAGCUUGCAGAGGCGUGGAGUUCUCCGGGUCGCGCUGUGAGGUGUGGACCCGGGCCAUCCGGGCCACGGCGGCACUCGCGGGCGCGCAGUGCUUGAAGCUCGAAUUCGCUCUCAUCGAUGGUCCGGACCGAGCGUGCCGUGGAUCUGGAGCGUCUGACAACAACCCUGCACAUUAUACAGUGGCUGAAGGAUCACUAUCGGAAGCUGAAUGCAAGCAAGCUUGUCGGCUGCACAGUGGUUGUCAGGGCAUCGAGCACAGCGGCAGUCGCUGUGAGAUUUGGACCCGUCCCGAAGGGAUCCAAGCGACGGUGACACUGACUGGCUUUAAGUGCUACGCCUACCAAGGAAGUGGGGUCUCAACGACGACCACGCCAGCCCCAGAGGGCUCAGCCGCUGAGAAGGCGCGCUUCCUCAUUCAAGCCACCUUUGGGCCAACGAUGGCUAGCUUGGCUGCAAUGGAGCAGAUGAACUUUCAGCAAUGGAUCGAUGAUCAAAUGGGCCUUCCUCUUCAAUCCCACCGCGAGUUUUGGCGCCAGCGUGCGAACCCACACUUGUCAGCGACGGACGAGCAGGGCGACCUGGUGGGGCUCACGCGCUCCCGAUGUGAGCCGGGCUCCAGAUGGGUGGGCUACACCUUCCAGAAGCGUGAUGAGGGGAAGGCAGUGAAGGUGUCAAACAACCAGAUCUUUGUUGAUGGCCUCCGACGGACUGAUAUUGAUCCCAAUUACGCUGGCAAUGGCUUAGAUGCGCCAAAAGUUUGCAGCAACGAUCCGCCCGAAUACUGGCAGACCAGGGGCAUGACCUGCGAGACCUUUGACCCAGACAGCAUGUCCUGGAACUGCUAUUCAGAUGGUUGGACUGACAGCUGCCGGCAGACUUGCUUCGACCUGGGCCAUAGUCCUGGAGAUGACUGCUCCACUGGCUGGGUUGGAAGGACCUUUGAUGGCUUCUUGUGCUCUGUGAAAUCGGAUGCUGUGGGAGCAUGGGUUUUACUCGCCACUUCAGAGGAUUGCACUGAAGGGCGACGUCCACUUACAAAUCCUCACAUUUGGAGAGCCAACCCAAGUGCCGAAAUGACUCAGAGCUUGAGCUUCUCAGUCUUCAAAAAGAGCGUGCUUCAUCUCACUGCCGCGCCUGCGCAGUGCAACUUGGGGACGGUGGCCCGCUCCACUGCCGAAGGUGUCCCACGGUUUUAUCUAUUGGAUCCUCGACUCCAACUGGUGAAGAAUACACUGCAAGAGCCUGCAUCCUCCAGCUCCUGGGGAGGAGGGAUUUGUCCGGCCGUCAGCAAGACCUUUCUGAAUGAAGGCAGCUGCAAGCUUCUUCCGGGAUGCCUUCCAGUGGGAAUGGCCUCGGUGCAAGUCCCCCUGACUGCAGCGACGUUUGCCACCUUUUUCAGUGUGGGUGGCCGGUAUGUCUAUGCGAUCAAGGGCCUCCGGACCUCCACGAAUCCUUGCAACCGACGGUCCAGGUGGAGAAAGCUUGAUUGCGCCAGUCAGAGCUGUUCUGCCACCUCGCUCUUGGCCAAUGACUUGGCGGCGAUUCAAGCGGAGCUCACUGCUGCCAGCGCCCAGGGAUGGCUUCGAGAUGUGGAUGUCGAAUGCGGGGAGGUUGCGGCUGGUGUGGUGGUCGAAGUGGGUUCCGAGCAUUUUCAGCACGUGCACCUGGAUGAAUUCAACGUCUACGAUUUCACGGACUGGACGCACCAACACCCUGGGGGAACCGACCCGAUCACGCGAUGGACUGGGCAGGGUUAUGAACUGGAGUUCCCCUCGUGGCAUGGUAUGGAGCGCUGGAACGAAGGAAUUGCUCCCGGGGUCCUGCGCCCCAAUCUGGUUGGCAAAUACAAGGAGUCGAUUGAGUUUCAAUCACUUCCGCAACCCUUACAGACACAGGACUUGAGGGAAGCGCUUGCCACAGGUCAAGCUGAUGGCAAGGAGUACUCCAUCGUUUGUGGGUCCCCAGGAGAAGUGGCCAAUAAUGCCUUUCUGGGGCAUCAACUUCCGGCUAGACAUCGGGGAGAAUAUGAUUGGCAUUUUGAUAUGGACUACUUCUCUCGUUGGGGCAGUGCCGAACUGGCAAAGACCGCCGUUUGGACCAUGCAGGCCUUGUAUGCGGAGGAUCAACUGCGACAGAGGACUGCUUGGGCCUUGUCCCAAAUCUUCGUCUUGGCCGUAGUGGGCGGCAGCUUUGAAGGGCGCACAGAGAUGUGGUUGAAUUACUACGACAUCUUUAUUCGCAAUGCUUUUGGAACUUACAGGGACAUUUUGAGGGAGGUGACGUACAACCCCAUCAUGGGAGACUAUUUGACGUUCAAGAGAAAUAGAGCCUUCGACGAGAGCAACAACUAUCCGGAUGAGAACUUCGCUCGCGAGAUCAUGCAGUUGUUCUCGAUUGGGCUUUGGAAACUCAACCCAGAUGGCACAAGGAAGAAGGAUGCUUCAGGGUUGGACAUCCCAACAUAUACCAAUGAGCACAUCAUGAACUUUGCUCGAGUCUUUACAGGCUUCGAUGAACAAGCUGAUCGCGACAACGUCGAGUAUGUUCAGAACCACAACUUCAUUGAUCCGAUGCGGGUGAACGCUCGAUGGCACGAUGUGUAUCCGAAGCCCGACUUGGAUGGCAACUUCCUGGGGGAUGGGUACCCGCUUUGCUCUGACCUUCCUCCAGGAUACUUCCUUCUUCAAGGUGCCAAAUUCGAGUUUUUGGGUCAUAACUACGGAGGCUCUGAUGUUUUGAGCUUGGACUCCUCCUCGCAGCUCUUCGCGAAGCUUUGUGGCUCCGGCACGUCACCUUGCAGACAUAGCCUCAUUGUAGAGCUUGAUCAGACGUUGACUUGCAGCAACCAAGAGUGUGCCGUGGACACCAUCUCAGUGGUUAAUGUCUCUGGAGGAUAUUACAAGUACCUUCCUCCCAGCUGUGUGAACCUUUUCUUCUUCAAUGGUCAGGUGACCCGCCGGGGUGGCCGGGCGUGGGGCUGGACGGACCGCUGCGAAAAUCCUCAGCUCGCAGUGGCAGGCACAGCUUGUUGCGGGGGCUGCAAGAAUAGGAAGGAUUGGUAUUGGCUGGAUCGGAGGGGUUGCUCCUGUGACAACGCCACGACCGUGUGUCCGGAGCUCUUUACUGAGAGGUGCAAUCAUCAUGAGACGUGGAGAGAGCAUCAAUGGUGCCGACUGGCAUGCUGGGAGAAUGGUGUUGGCUAUGAAGGUGACAAUUGCACCAAGGGCUUGUGGCGCGGGGAACGCGCCUGUGGACACGAUGGGGAGCUUGUGCGCAUGGCCAGCGCUCAAAAAACCUGCGCAAGCCGUGGAUUGGAGAUUUGUGGGGAACGAUUGGAGGGCUACGGCUGUGGUUAUGAUGAGGUGCACGUUUGGACCCCGGAGAAGUGCAGCUACGAAGUUCUGGUGCAUGCUGAUGGGAAGGUGAGCUCCAACCUCACCAGCAGGACCCGGCAAAACAAGUUCUAUGUGCCCUGGAAGAAUGGAGACCAUCCCCAGUCGCCCUGCCCGGCUGGGUGUCGCAGCUUCACCGACGGCUGCAGCUGCGGCUUCACCGUGGAGACCCGCCGCGCCUUCGACGCGGCGCCCGACGCGGCGGCGGCGCGGUCGCGCCUGAGGAUCGGCGCGGCGAAGCCGCAAGCUCCGUGCACGCAGAACUGCCAGGGGGCGGUGAAGGUCUAUGGGGCGAUGGAUGAGGAGGCGAUCUUCGAAGUUGGAGGGCGAUUUUACAAGAACAAAGAGGUCGUGGUGGUGGUUGGGAGCUUUGAGUUCCGAAACCCACCAAGCUUUGUGAGCUUGGAGAACCCACAGGAAAGAGAUAUUCAUGUGGAGGUGGAAAGCCUGCUGGACCACUUGGUCUUUCAUGAGAACACAGCACCUUUCAUCUCAUACCGCCUCAUCCAGCGUUUGACCUCCUCCAAUCCGACUCCCGCCUACGUCGGUGCCGUGGCCGAAGCGUUCAGAACUGGCACUUAUGCCGGGCGGACUUACCAGGGUGCAGCUCGGCAGAAUGUCAAGCUUUAUGGAAGCAUUGCAACCCAAUAUGCAAUUGAAAGCUGCCUAAGAUCAUCAAGCAAACAUUUGGUCUAUGGUGACCUGGCAGCUACUGUGGCAGCGAUCCUUCUACAUCCUGAAGCCCGGAGCCAGACAGCCGAGACCCAUGGUGCACUACGAGAACCUUUGGUGAAGGUCGUUCACUUCAUGAGGUCGAUGGAGUACAAGGACAGUGCUGGGCGAAAUGUGAUGUUGUCCAACUUGAUGCCCGUGAUUGGGCAGUUUCCAUAUCUCUCACCAUCCGUCUUCAACUUCUACUUGCCAGACUUCAAACCAAGCGACUUCCCUGAGGGCAAGGUGGGCCCCGAAUUUGAGAUCUUCACACCACCUUUGGCCAUUGGCUUCAUGAAUGGCUUGACCUCCUUGAUUGAGCAUGGCUUGGGCCCUGCCCACUGUGAGACGGGCGGCAUGGGCUUCGCGGCGCCCUCGAACUGUUCGGUGGGCGAGUUGCACCUGGGUGAGUUGGAAUGCUUGCAGCCGACGAUUGAUCAGAUGGACUUGUUGCUCACAGGUGGGCGAUUGCAUGAUUCUGGAAAGAUCAAGGCUGCUUGGCAGAAUUCAGAUGGUGGCCAUGAAUACAAGACCGCCCAGAUGGCCAUGGUCCUGACGCCGGAGUUUCACACGCUUGGAAGCCCCUUAGCUCUUGGCCAGAGAGCCCCACCACCUCCCGUCGUGCUGGAAGAGCCUAGAUCCUACAAGGCUUUGGUGAUGAUUUUCAUGAAUGGAGGUGCUGACACCUUCAACAUGCUGGUGCCCAUGAACUGCCCCCUCUACGAUGAGUACUCUGAGGUGCGAGGCUCGGUGGCCUUGGACCCCACGGAUCUGAAUAUGAUCAGCACCACUGGGCAGAGCUGCGGGAACUUCGGCAUCCAUGCGCGCUUGCCCAUCUUAAAGGAGCUCUAUGAUUUGGAACAGGUGGCCUUUCUCAGCGACAUUGGCUCGCUGGCGGAACCCAUCUCCAAAGAUCAAUGGGAGAGCGGCACCGGUGAGCGUUGCACUGGGCUCUUCUCCCACUCGGAUCAGCAGCAAGCUGCUCAGACGCUGACGUGCCAAAAUUCAGGUUCAGCUCAGAAAGGAGCAGGUGGGCGAGUGGCAGACGCUUUGGCCUCGGGCAGCCAGAAGUUCCGAACCAUGUCCUUCUCGGUGGCGGGGAUGUCCACGUGGUCCCAGGGGAAGCAAACCUCAGCGGAGAUCAUCGAUCAACACUCAGGAACGGUCAGUUUCAAGCACUAUGAUCGCUUGAAGACCGUCAUCGACAACAUCACCAGUGUGCGUCAUGGCAACAUCUAUGCUGAGGAAUACUCCACGCAGUUCGCCAAGGCCAUCAAAUUCAAUCAGGAGCUUGGGAACCAGCUAGAGACUGCGAAACUGAAGACGUCGUUUCCAACCAAUGAGAUUGACUUGUCAAGGCAGCUGAAGCAGGUGGCACGUUUGAUCUCAGCUCGACACGGAAGGAAGUCCGAGCGUGACGUCUUUUAUGUAGAGAUUGGUGGCUGGGACACGCACUCGAGUGUGAGUCAGGAGCUCAAUAACCGCUUCCAAGAGCUGAACUCAGCGCUGACUUCCUUUGUCAAUGAGAUGAAGGCACAGAACAUCUUUGACUCUACAACCGUGGUGACACAUUCAGACUUUGCACGGACCUUGACGCCCAACAGUGGAGAAGGCACGGAUCAUGGCUGGAGUGGAAAUUACAUGGUCCUUGGAGGUGCCGUCAAGGGUGGCCGUGUCUACAAUGACUUCCCAUCAUCCUUCAAAGAAGGAGGCACACAGGACGCAGGGAGAGGCCGUUUGAUCCCAAAGUACCCUUGGGAGAACAUGAUGUUGCCUGUGGCUCAAUGGAUGGGCUUGGAAAGCGGGCAGAUUAAUACAGUCUUCCCCAACGUUGGAGCUUUCAAUUCAUCCUUGCUCUUGAGCAGCUCUACGCUGUUCAAAUGAGGCCUGCUUGAGGCAAGCAGCUGGCUUUUUACUCUGCAUAGCACAUACAGGUCUGGGGCCGGCCGCUUGCCAAGUUUUUUCUUUAUACCGUCCGGUACGUGCUGGGCGUCGGCACAAGACACCGUCGCCCGGUUUCGACCACGGCAAGAAUUCGUCUACAGGACGUCGUUUUCAGACGUCGCCGGCGGGGGAUAGUAGGUCCCCCAAGCGAAGCGAAGACUCACAACGUGGUGAGUCGCCAGAUUUUGCAAAAGCUUGGAUAGUGGCAAGACAGCGAUGGAGAGACUGCGCUUUGAGGUCUUUCAGAAACUCAUGCUGCGACGAACAAAAGCCUUGCUUGAGUCCAGAUUUUCUGUAGGGUCUGCUUGUUUCGUGUGCGUCAAGCCAGGCUUACCACCCAUGACAUCGGACAUGCUUACCGUGUUACGCACUUGUACAA
Molecule: messenger RNA, 6998 nt
Organism: Durusdinium trenchii
Lineage: Eukaryota; Dinophyceae; Suessiales; Symbiodiniaceae
Source: the annotation of a GenBank genome assembly